GCCAAUAAUAGAGGCUGAAGGAAGUGACGUUUACGGAAGUAAGGCUUCCGUCGGAAAAGCUCGCUAAUUACCCAGCCUAACCAUUUCUCAGGUGCUUGCGAGGUGAUUAGGCGGCAAAGAUGUCGGAGCGAAAAGUAUUAAACAAAUACUACCCGCCAGACUUUGACCCAUCAAAGAUCCCCAAACUCAAGCUCCCCAAAGACCGGCAGUACGUGGUGCGACUGAUGGCCCCCUUCAACAUGAGGUGUAAGACGUGCGGAGAAUACAUCUACAAGGGGAAGAAAUUCAACGCUCGGAAGGAGACGGUGCAGAACGAGGUCUACCUGGGCCUGCCCAUCUUCCGCUUUUACAUCAAGUGCACGCGCUGCCUGGCAGAGAUCACCUUCAAGACAGACCCUGAAAACACAGACUACACCAUGGAGCAUGGAGCCACGCGGAAUUUCCAGGCUGAGAAGCUCCUGGAGGAGGAGGAGAAGAGGGUGCAGAAGGAGCGGGAGGACGAGGAGCUGAACAACCCCAUGAAGGUGCUAGAGAACCGGACCAAGGACUCCAAGCUGGAGAUGGAGGUGCUGGAGAACCUCCAGGAGCUGAAAGACCUGAACCAGCGGCAGGCGCACGUGGACUUCGAGGCCAUGCUGCGGCAGCACCGCCUGUCGGAGGAGGAGCGGCGGAGACAGGAGCAGGAGGAGGACGAGCAGGAGACUGCGGCCCUGUUGGAGGAAGCCAGAAAGCGAAGACUGCUGGAGGACUCCGACUCAGAGGAUGAGGCUGCUCCCGCACCCCUGAAGCCAGCCGGUCGGCCCAACCCCACCGCCAUCCUGGACGAGGCCCCAAAACCCAAGAGGAAGGUGGAGGUCUGGGAGCAGAGCGUUGGCAGCCUGGGCAGCCGGCCCCCACUGUCGAGGCUGGUCGUGGUGAAGAAGGCAAAGGCUGACCCAGACUGCAGCAACGGGCAGCCUCAGGCGGCCCCCGCCCCAGUACCAGUUCCCCACCAGCCCGCGUCUGUCAUCCUGUCUUCAUCCUGUCUUCGGGAGCUGUCAGCCUUCAUCUGAGAUCUCCUCCAUCAACUCCUCCAGGGCUGCCUGGCUGCCGGAGCACAUCAGAGGGACGGGGAGGAGGGGCAAUGGGGGCCCCUUCUGCUGGAGCCCACUGCCGCCCCAGCCUGGGCUUACAGGAGAAGAGGGGCCACGCCAUUUCCCCAGCUUUUGCCAGUUCCAGUGUGAACUUGGGGCUCCCUGAGCCUGUUUCCUUACCUGGGAAUGGGGUGACACCACCCACUCGGUCCACAAACACCCCCCGGGCACAUGCUCUGUUGCUGCCCCAUUUACAGGUAAGGGAGGCUCCUUGACCUCCAGGGUGAGGGAGGGACAGGGCCUGGGUUUGAAUCUUCAGGCUCCGAGGCUACGCCUUUGGUCACCCGCCCCAAUGCAACUCCAAGAGCUGGGCUGUGCCUGCGUGUCAGCCUGGAGCCCUGGAAGGGCUGGAUCGUGCCUCCCCCAUCAGAUAAGGGCCCCUAGAAGGAAGGCUCACGUCUCCUCCAGCAGACUGGGGCCUUGCAAGUUAGUUAGGGCUGUGCCUCCCGUGUUGGACUGGGGCCCUUGAAGUUUACACCAUACCUCCCCCGAUCAGACUGGGGACGCUUGAAGUUUGAACUAUGCCUCCCUCAUCAGACUGGGGACCCUUGAAGGCAGGCCUGUGUCUCCUCCAUUACUCUGGGACCCUUGAAGUCAAGGCUUUGUCUCCUGCAUUAGACAGGGACCUUUGAAGGUUGAACCUGCCUCCCCCAUCAGACUGGAGACUCCUGAAGAUAGGUUCACGCCUCCCUCAUCAGAGUGGGAACCCCUCAAAGUAGGGCCAUAUCCCUCCCAUCAAAUGGAAGCUCCUGAAGUCAGAGCCACAACUCUUCCAUCAGACUGGGGGCUUCUGUGGACAAGGCCAUGUCUCUGCCAUCAGACCAUGAGUUAAGAAAGGCAGAGCUGGCCAGGCGCAGUGGCUCGCACCUAUAAUCCCAGCACUUUGGGAGGCUGAGGCGGGCGGAUCACGAGGUCAGGAAAUGCAGACCAUCCUGGCUAACAUGGUGAAACGCCAUCUCUAAUAAAAAUACAAAAAAAAUUAGCCAGGCGUGGUUGGCGGGCACCUGUAUCCCAGCUACUCGGGAGGCUGAGGCAGGAGAAUGGCAUGAGCCCAGGAAGUGGAGCUUGCAGUGAGCCAAGAUUGUGCCACUG
This is a messenger RNA of Symphalangus syndactylus (siamang), 2225 nucleotides long. RefSeq names its product YJU2 splicing factor homolog (gene YJU2). Gene Ontology annotation, cellular component: U2-type catalytic step 1 spliceosome. The record is from RefSeq and is a predicted model, not a curated record. NCBI's taxonomy places the organism in Eukaryota, Metazoa, Chordata, Mammalia, Primates, Hylobatidae. Gene Ontology annotation, biological process: mRNA splicing, via spliceosome.